Messenger RNA from Fundulus heteroclitus (mummichog), 2365 nucleotides. It is a transcript of the gene dbt, whose product is annotated as dihydrolipoamide branched chain transacylase E2. Lineage: Eukaryota; Metazoa; Chordata; Actinopteri; Cyprinodontiformes; Fundulidae. Gene Ontology annotation, cellular component: mitochondrion; cytoplasm. Gene Ontology annotation, molecular function: acetyltransferase activity; lipoic acid binding. The record is from RefSeq and is a predicted model, not a curated record. The transcript has 11 exons. The coding region runs from base 93 to 1583 and encodes 496 amino acids.
CUGAGGGGGCGGUGUUGCCGCUGGCGCCGCCGCAGAAGAAGAACGCUGAGCGCUGAUUGGCUGCAGCCAGGGGCGUGCGACAGCAAACACAGAUGGCGGCGGUGACCAGAGGCUCCUUCAACGCUCUCAGAGUUCUGCUGACCCAGCAGUACCGCCGGCGGUGCUUCCGGCCACAGAACCUCCGGCUCAGCAGAACCCUGCAGCCGGCGGCCUGGCGAUGGGACCGGGCCCUGCAGACGUUCAGCAGCAGGACGCUGCACAGCUCUGCGGCGCGGCGAGGAGCCGUGGUCCAGUUCAAGCUGUCUGACAUCGGAGAGGGAAUCAUGGAGGUGACGGUGAAGGAAUGGUACGUGAAGGAGGGGGACAGAGUGUCUCAGUUCGACAGCAUCUGUGAGGUCCAGAGCGACAAAGCUUCAGUGACCAUCACCAGCCGCUACGACGGCGUCAUCAGGAAGCUCUACUACGACGUGGACGGCACCGCCCUGGUGGGCAAACCGCUGGUGGACAUCGAGACCGAGUCCGGAUCAGAGCUGAGCCACGAGGAGGACGUGGUGGAGACGCCCGCCAUGGCCCGCGAGGAGCACACCCACCAGGAGAUCAAAGGUCACAAGACCCAGGCCACGCCCGCCGUCAGGCGCCUCGCCAUGGAGAACAACAUCAAGCUCAGCGAGGUGGUGGGGACGGGGAAGGAUGGACGCAUCCUGAAGGAGGACAUCCUGAACUUCCUGGCGAAGCAGACGGGCGCCAUCCUACCUCCAACGCCACUCUUCCAGGAGAUCCAGACCCCGGAGCCCGCCGCAGCCGCUCCUGCUGCCAGGCCCGUGAGCACUGCGGCGGGAGUUAAACCCCCACACACAACCCCUAAGCCCAUCUUCACUGGGAAGGAUGUGACGGAGCCACUCAAAGGUUUCCACAAAGCCAUGAUGAAGACUAUGACGGCGGCGCUGAAGAUUCCUCACUUCGGCUACUGUGACGAGGUGGACCUGAGCCGCCUGGUGGUUCUGAGGUCCGAACUAAAGCCCGUUGCCGAGAGACGCGGCGUCAAACUCAGCUACAUGCCCUUCUUCAUCAAGGCGGCCUCCCUCGGCCUCCUUCACUUCCCGAUCCUGAACUCCUCGCUGGACGAAGGCUGCCAGAACAUCACCUACAAGGCGUCUCACAACAUCGGCCUGGCCAUGGACACCAGCCAGGGUCUGCUGGUUCCCAAUGUGAAGAACGUUCAGUCGCUCAGCGUCUUCGAGAUCGCUCAGGAGCUGAACCGCCUGCAGACGCUGGGAGCCGUGGGGCAGCUGGGCCAGGCGGAGCUGAGCGGGGGAACCUUCACCCUCUCCAACAUCGGCUCGAUCGGAGGAACCUACGCCAAACCAGUCAUUCUUCCUCCGGAGGUCGCCAUCGGAGCGCUGGGAAAAAUCCAGGUUCUGCCGCGGUUUGACGGCGGCGGUCAUGUGACCCGAGCUCACAUCAUGAAGGUCAGCUGGUCGGCGGAUCAUCGCAUCAUCGACGGCGCCACCAUGUGCCGCUUCUCCAACCUGUGGAGGGAGUACCUGGAGAACCCGGCCAGCAUGGUGCUGGACCUGAAGUAGACUGAUUAGGACCCGUGUGACCCGGGCAGGACCAACCGGACCUUCCUCACGGUCCCGCCCAUCCUCCGCCUUCACUUCCUGUUUCUGUCCGUAGCUUCCUUGUUGCCUUUGAGCAGGACCCUGGGGGGGGGGGCUCGCCGCCAUCGGUCCGGGCGGGAAGAUGAAGUCCGAAUAUUAACCAGAACCUUCAGCGACCCAGAACCAUCUGCGAGGACAACCAGAACACCUGAGAACCUCCCUCAGGUGUUCUGGAGCUCCUACACCUGAAUCUUCUGGAUCACAGGGUUCUACAGGGUUCUACAGGGUUCUGUGCGAUCUGGACCGGUCCGUUAGGAGCAGCAGAACCUGCCUGAGCGGGUCGAGACCAGGUUCUGAACACAUCAGUCAUAUUUACUGCUUUCAACUACUAGGUUCUCCAGAACAAAGCGGGUCGGAAACGGGCCGCUCCGACGCCUGGUUCUGUCACAUGACCAGCUGGUGUUUCAGGCUCCGCCCCCUCGCUCUGUUACGCUGAAACAGCUGAGGGUCAUGUGACCGCACGGUACCGGCCCGUGAGGACCGGACCCCCCAGAGACUCUGACGUUGGUUUUCCAGAAGCCUGAGGAGGACCCUGAACGCCUCAGAAUCUAGACCAGGACCCAGGUGACCCGAUGUGUCCCAGAACCGUGGCUGGCGCCGCCCUGGUGGCUGCUGGGGGAACCCUCCAGGCUCCUGCUCUGUGUGGUGCUGGCCUCAGAUAAAUGUAACGGUUUCUAUGGUGAAUAAAGCUGAUGUGCCCAGAA